This is a messenger RNA of Gaeumannomyces tritici R3-111a-1, 3832 nucleotides long. RefSeq names its product transmembrane protein 16K. Lineage: Eukaryota; Fungi; Ascomycota; Sordariomycetes; Magnaporthales; Magnaporthaceae. The transcript is spliced from 3 exons. Gene Ontology annotation, biological process: chloride transmembrane transport. The record is from RefSeq and is a predicted model, not a curated record. Gene Ontology annotation, cellular component: cortical endoplasmic reticulum. Gene Ontology annotation, molecular function: chloride channel activity. Bases 537 to 2741 code for a protein of 734 amino acids.
GCCCGACACGACACGCUCCACUCGGCGUUGGUCCGUCAGCCGCGCCAGGAGCUGAGCGAUUGCGACGCCAACGCACAAAAACUGUUCCAAGACACGCUGGUGGGCCUUCUCAAGGACCGGCCAAGGGUCAGGUUGACGUCUCCCCUACAGGGGUGGCAAGGCUCAGCAGCAUGCGUUUGCAGCAGAAUUCUUCGCACACUCCUCUUCGACUUUUCCUUCUCCUUUUCAUGUCAGCCUUCGCACGGCAUCGGCAUCAUCGUCCAUCUCACAUUGCAGCUCCUCAGGCUGGAGCCUUUGAAGGAAUAAACAGCGUGUCAUUUGGAUUGAUUACCGCCCGACGAGAGAAGCCCACUCCCCAAACGUGGCUUUCUGAUUGCUUGCUUCGCCGCCAUAUUUUCGAUGCUCAAGUGCCUGCCUGUUGACCGGGGCUCGUUCAGCCCUCCCAUUCCACCCACCUAUAUCGACCUCCCUUAUCCAUUGUCUAGCAGUAUAUACACCAGCCGGCCGGCCCGUGGCCGCUAGACGAGAUAACCCUGAUGGUGUACCAGGUCCCCAAGCUCCAGGUCGAGGACGAUGUGUUUCCACCGCCUCCAGACUGGAAGCCUCGCAGGCCCCCGCCACAAACUGUGACGUUCCACGACAAAUAUGCCAUCGAGUUCGAUUUUAGCAAAAUAGAUGAGGACCAAGCUCUCAAAGAGCUCAAGGAGCUGCUCGACGACCUCGAAGGCAUCGGCCUGCAUACCGAACUCCGAGCCGGCCACGGCCAGAGCAUCCUAGUCUUCGUCAAAGCCCCGAGAGAGCUCCUUGGACAUGCCGUCUACAAGAGCAGGGUGAAGGACUGGCUCUAUGGAGUCUCGUCUGAACAGCCCCAGGUUGGGGGCAAGCACAAGAUUGUCGACGGAGCCUUCGAGGCCGAGGACUUGCUGUCAAUGUACCACCUCGUACACUGGGACAAGAAGCUGGGCGGCGCCGGCAUAACCCCCGGGACGGGUAAGUGGGAAAACGUCAAGUCCAUCUUCCCGCUGCACAACGAGAAGGUCAACCAGGAGCUGCUGGUGCACCUGAGCAAGCACGUGCUCCUGCGGAACGAGGACCUGGACAAGAUCCGGAACCUGUUCGGGCCCAAGGUCGCCAUGUAUUUUGCCUUCCUGCAGACCUACAUCGCCUUCCUCUUCUUCCCCGCCAUCGCCGGCUUUUUCGCAUGGAUGUUCUUGCCCAAGUAUUCGCUGGGAUACGCCCUGGUCAUCGAACUCUGGUGUAUCGUCUUUCUGGAGUACUGGAAGCUGCAGGAGGUCGACCUCGGCAUCCGCUGGAACGUCAAGGGUGUCGCUACCCUCAAGGUCAAUCGCCUUGGCUUCAAGCCUGACAGAGUCACCAAGGAUGAGCACGGCAUGGUGCAGUACCAUUACUCGCGGUGGAAACAGGUGAUAUGGCAGACACCACAAAUACCCUUCUUCGUCGGGGCGCUGGCCUGCCUGGGUGGCAUCAUCGCCGUCGUCUUCGCGCUCGAGAUCUUGAUAUCAGAGGCAUACGAAGGCCCGUACAAGUAUUAUCUCGAAUACUUCCCGACUGUACUUCUUGCCGUUGCCCUCCCGUACGCGUCCUCGUUCCUUGAGGAGGCCACUACCAUCCUCACGGACUGGGAGAACCAUAGGACGAGUGACACGUACGAGAUGUACAAGACGCAGAAGCUCUUUGUGCUCAACUUUAUCGUCAGCUACACGCCCAUUUUCCUCACGGCGUUUGUGUACGUGCCGUUUGGGGAUGCUAUCGUGCCCUACCUCAAGACGUGGAUCCACCGUUUCGUGUCGUCCAAGCAUAUGACCUCGUCCUUCCACUCGGACCCAGACAAGCUCCGAAACGAGGUGAUUGCGCUCACGGUGACGGGCCAGAUAUCCAGCGCGGGCGAGGAGCUCGUACUGCCGUAUAUCAUGCACAAGCUGCGUAGUUGGUACCGGGAGUGGCGGUCGGCACGGCUCAACAGGGCCAAGACGGUCGACUUCAAGAUACUCAUGGCCGAUGACCCAGCUGAGGAGGAGUUUCUGCGGAGCGCACGCAACGAGUCUACACUCGAGGAGUACAAUGUUCAGGACGACUACCUCGAGAUGGUGCUGCAGUUUGGCCACCUGGCCCUUUUUUCGCCUGUCUGGCCGCUCGUGCCGAUCGGCUUCCUCGUCAACAACUGGUUCGAGCUCCGGUCCGACUUCAUCAAGAUCUGCCACGGUAGCCAGCGGCCAGCGCCCGUGCGGGCCGACUCCAUCGGCCCCUGGAUCGCCAGCCUCGAGUUCCUCACGUGGCUGGGGAGCAUCUCGACGGCGGCCAUCGUGCACAUGUUUGGCGGGCCCACGAUCGGCCUCGGGAUCCUCCCCGGCGGCGGCGAGUGGUGGGCGCUGCCGAUGACGGUGUUCAUCAGCGAGCACGUGUACCUGCUGGUGCGCACGACGGUGCGGUCGGUGCUGGACAGCAUCGGAUCGGAGCAGACGCGCAAGCUGCGCCAGGAGCGGUACAUCAUGCGCAAGCGCGUCCUGGACGAGCUCGAGGCCAGCAACAACGCGGCGGCCGGGCUCGACAUCAAGGAGCGCGAACGCCGCAAGUCGGUCCUGGUCACGGGCGCCGACGUCUUCUGGACCAAGCAGGUCGAGGACGGCGUCAGCUUCACCGUCGGCCGCGAGCUAGUCCAGGCGCUCAAGAACGACGAGCACGACUGCGGCUCGCCGGCCCGGGGGAGGAAGGAGGACUAGCCGGCUCGUGGGCCAUGGGCGGGUAGGAGGGAGGUUAGCUCUCGUCGUGGUACCAGCUGACCGCGUGAGGAACGGGCGGGAUUUCGAAAUUUGGGCGUCUUCGGAUUUAGGUAUGUCUUUCUCCCGUUUCCAUUUUAAUGACUCUGCCAAGUAUUGCGCAACCGCCGUCGCACAAACUAUGCUUCGAUUCUUGUUUGUCUGCAGGCGGAAGUUCUAUGACCACAUUUCGGUUACGCUGAAUUUAAAUCAACAUUAUUUUCUUUGCUUUUCCUUCCACAACUUUACCGCCUUUGAGACCAACCUCAGCAAGGUGCGUCUCCGAACCCUCACAUCACGCAGCUGGGCUAAAAGAGCAGAGAGUGGCUGGCGACUGUCGCGGCGACCAAUAUAUCUUCUCGUUGAGGAUGCUCUUUCGAUGACUCUGUGCACGAGGCAUUUCCUUGAUGGCAAUAUGCCGUAGCCGUAGGCUUCUGCCUGCCAUGUUUAUGGAGCAAGUCCGCGACAGUGGAUGCGUCCAUGUUUAUUGGGGAAAAAUUGGAAUAGACGCCACGAUUGACGCAUUCUGGUGCAUGCGCUGGAUCGCGUGGCUGGACAGAAAGAAGGACUGACUGGAACAGCGAAUAGAUAUGCCCAGGCGUGCUGGCACAAGUGAGCUCGCCGGCCCCCUUGGCGAGCGGUAAAUGUUUGGAUUGCGUGGCACGUAGGAAAAGGCACCCAACAACUAACAACGGAUACACCAAAAAGUAACAUAAAAUCCGAAACGAAAGUGUCAUCUUGUCGGAUCGAUAUUCCGGCGCAUGCAAUAGGGAAAGAUUUACUUGUUUUGGGCCAAAAGAUGGACUUAAUUGCAAGGCUUGGACCUUUGGCUUGGGCCCGUGGCGUGGCCCGUGGCUUGUGCUUGUGGCUUGGCCCCAGGGCCAAGCCCGAGGGCACGGCCCCCAACCCUUGUAUAUAAACCCUACCUCUGGCGCCCUUUCGGAGCCAGAGGUUCUUCCUCCUUAUGCUCAACACAAGAAUGCACAAUAUAGGACUUUUCCCCAGAUCACAGAAGAUCGUUGUUCAUCACCUUUGGAGAUUUCCGAGCCGUCUAA